Messenger RNA from Drosophila innubila, 6727 nucleotides. RefSeq names its product phosphatidylinositol 4-phosphate 3-kinase C2 domain-containing subunit beta (gene Pi3K68D). Gene Ontology annotation, molecular function: 1-phosphatidylinositol-3-kinase activity; 1-phosphatidylinositol-4-phosphate 3-kinase activity; phosphatidylinositol binding. The coding region runs from base 79 to 5778 and encodes 1899 amino acids. Gene Ontology annotation, biological process: cell migration; phosphatidylinositol 3-kinase/protein kinase B signal transduction; phosphatidylinositol-mediated signaling. The transcript is spliced from 16 exons. Gene Ontology annotation, cellular component: cytoplasm; phosphatidylinositol 3-kinase complex; plasma membrane. The record is from RefSeq and is a predicted model, not a curated record. Lineage: Eukaryota; Metazoa; Arthropoda; Insecta; Diptera; Drosophilidae.
AUAACACACGGCAUUGUUCGGUUGGGGUCGAACAGAAAACAAAUACGAUUGGUCGUGGACGAAGACUCUGAGUGGAUAAUGUCAAAUCAGGCACAGGUCGACUACGACAGGCAAUUCCAGGAGGAUUUGGCCAAGGCAACGGCGCUAAGCUUGGAGCAGCAGGCGCUCGAUGAUUACAGGCGAAACAAGAAAUAUGGGACGAGCUCCUAUCAGGGCGGCACUGCCGAUUACUACGCCCAACAGCAGCAACAACAUCAACACCACCAACAUCAAAGAAGUUUUAAUGUGACGCAGCGUCGCCACUCAGAGGUGCAUCAGGUGGCUGCCUCUUUGGCUAGCGUGGAACGUUCGCGGACUCCGCCGGCACACACUGGCAAUGGAAAUGGCAAUGGGGACAGUGAUCUUAUAUGCUUUGCCAGUCCCACUGGCAAGCAACCGGCGCAGGAAAGUGGCAGUACCUUUGAGCGGUUGAUUGAGGAUCUGCAACGUAUGCAGACCCAUAAUCCGCAGUCGGCAUUGGUGCCAGUGGGUCCAGUGGCAGCUGCAACGUCAGCUCCCGUCCAUUAUCCAGCACAACCAACAUACGGCAGUGUGGCCGGUGGAGUGGGCAUGCAGCUGGUACCGUACCAGGCUACCACGCAGCAGCCUCAGCAACGUCCUCUCAAUCCGGAGGAGUUGCAGCGGCUCUACAGCAUGCCCAAUCAACUAGCACUGCAGCCAGUGGCACCAGUUCAGCCUGCAGGAUUUGUGUACUAUCCAACGUUCUCAGCUCCAGUUGUUCCCGGCUCAGCUGCCUAUAUGCCACCUCAGUAUCCGUCGCAUGGCUUUGGCUAUGGCUUCGCUGGCUAUGCACCAAAUAAUGGUGGCACUACGCACGUGGACUUCGCCCGACCUCACAGUACACCUGUGACAGGAUCAGCAACAGGAUUAUCAUCAUCAACUGCUGUGUCCAACAGAAGCAGCCCAUUGAGUCAUCAAGCUUCACAUUCCGCUGCAGCAACACCUGCUCCAAGUGUUGCUCCCGGCUUCAAUGUGCGACGUGCCACGCCCCCCGUUGGCAGUGUCCCCUCUGUUGGAGGCCAGCAGCAGCCGCCUCCACGCACUGGCAACGAUUUGAUCGAUCUAAACCAGGACGAUUAUUCCCGUGUGAGUGUCUUGGAGGCAUUUGAUCCCCUGCUCAACGAGAACUCUGGCAACGACGACGCCUCCGAUUGCACCUCGUACUAUGCGGAGUACGAUCCAUUUGAUUUUCUGUACAGCGGCGACAAUGGCACACAGUAUUCGGAUCCCAUGUACGAGGCGGUCAACAGGUGGGACAAGAAUGCCACAAAUAGUGGCAGCGGUAGCGUCAGUGUCAGUUCCAUUGGCUGGCGAACGGAUUAUCUAAAUCAACCCACGCAUUCCCACUCAGCAUCGCCCACACCACAAGCAACAGGAUCGGGAUCGGGUACAAGUGCAGGUGCAAUAGGUGGCUCCACUUCUGGCUCUGUGUCACCGCCUCCUCCGCUGCCGCCGCGGAAUCAGCAGCUUUAUGAAACGGCUGUCAGCAGUGCCUCCACAUCAAAGCCACAUCAGCAGGCAUCUCCCUUCACGGACAGCUACACCAACAGCAUACCAGCUCAAGUGGUGCUGGAUCGCCGGAAAACCUGUACAAGACUCUACGAGUUGAUCAGUGAACAGAGAUCGGAUGAUUGCGAACUCUUGGAGUUUUAUCACAUGGUACGAGAUCUGCGUAGCAGUUAUCGUCAUGAUGAUCAAGCCACAAAUGUGGGUCACAUCAUUGCCGCCGAGUUCAAUUAUCAUUAUAUGAUGGACACCAGCAUUAAGGUUAUUGUACACCCGGCUGUAAAUACCCUGCAGUCGCAUGCCAUAUCCAGUUCUUUGGCCGGCGAGCAGUUCAAGGGCUACGGCACACCUGUGACCUUCACCUGCGACAUUGACUCCGUGGUGGCGCAGGUGGUGGCUCAAGCUUUGGCCUCGCUGGAGGGCCAGGUGAAGGGUACCGUCACAGAUUUUGCAGUCAAGCCCAUUGGUUUGCUGGAAUGGUUGGCGCCCACAUCGAAGCUGAGUCAGUUGGAGUGUGUGCACAACAGUUUUCAGCUGGAGAAGGAUGUGCAUUUGGGACUAUGUGUGAGCAAUUCGGCAAAUAUGCAGUCCAUUGCCCGCACAGCACAGGACGAUGCCCAUGAUGGGGAUCUGCUGCCGGAGCAGGUGUUGCCCAAUGAAGUGGUACCCAUUGUCACCUACGACAGCAUGAUGAUACUGAUCGAAACGCUUGAAAUGGAGAUUGAUAAACUGGAAUCAGCUGUAGAUGGCGUUCCAACGGGUCGAAGCAGCGUUGUCAGUUGUUCGGGAGUCGUCCAGGCUGUGAAAGCCAUUUGUGCCCUACUCGGCUCGAUUGAUACACUGGAGAUAGCCCGUUGUAUUGCCGAUCUAAAGCGCGUCUGCGAGGAGGCACAGUCCAAGUAUGCGCCUCUAGCCGGUGCUAAUAAUCCGGAAAUCAUCAGCGACUAUGGUGAAUAUGCGCAGGUGACGCUGCGACCACGUUCUAUGCUAGAGCAGAUCAAACUAAAGUGCAAUAGACUGCGUGAUGCUGUCCAGGAGCUUGUUGAACUCUAUGCCAAUGUAUUUCGCGUUGCCUUCUCGGUGAAGACGCCGGACUAUUCCACCACACCCAUACCCAUCUCCUGUGUCUCCAAGCCUAUUGUUGUAAGCAUCAACUGUUUGCACAGGCCACAGCCCAACUGGAAGUAUGAGGAUUAUUCUCUCUGCGUGCAGCUCGUCUAUGGCACGCGUCUGUUGUCCAAGCCCCAUGUGCUGAACUGCUCCAAUGACACCAGCGGCGGUCUCUUUCCCCGUUUAAACUUCAGUGCGUGGUUGACCUUCGAGCAGCAUCCAAUUUGCACGCUGCCUCGGGAAGCACGUCUCACCUUUGUGCUUUAUGGUAAGCAGGCGGCCAGCGAGAAUGAACAGAAUACGGAGCCGAACGGAGAGAGGCGACAGGUGACCACUGAGCUCGGCUGGUGUUCCAUCCAACUGUUUGACUUUAAGCGCACCAUGAUCUGUGGCCCUUAUCUGCUAUCUGUGUGGCCGCCGACCACAGACAAAAUGCUGGGACCGGCGCCAGCUCGUGGCUGUCAUCCGCAUUCUGAUUUUUGUCCGGUGUUGAGCAUUGAAGUUCCGCCGUAUGGUGGACGCAUCGAAUUCCCUGAGCAUCAGGAGGCACCCAAGCCGGCACCGCACUAUGACUUUGCCUCGCUGGAUGCCAAUCUGCAGGAGGAGCUGCUGGAUACUGCUGAGCUGGGCUACUCAGGUGCCACGGAGCGUCGUGAAGUGUUCUGGGAGAAGCGUCUCUAUCUGCAAAACUAUCCCAAUGCACUGCCCAAGGUUCUGCAUGCAGCUCACAGUUGGGAUUACGCGAAUCUGAUUGAUUUGCACUCAUUAUUGCAUUCCUGGACACCAUUAUCGCCUCUGCAGGCGCUGGAACUGCUGCUCCCACGCUAUCCGGACGCUAAGGUGCGUGAGAAGGCCGUCGAGUGGAUCUCCCAUAUGCCCAAUGAUCAGCUAGUUGACUUUCUGCCCCAACUUGUGCAAUCACUGAAGCAUGACACUUAUGAGGCUUCCGCCAUGGCGCGAUUUCUGUUGUCCAAGUGCCUGGAGUCGCCUCGAUUUGCGCACUACAUGUAUUGGUUGCUGGUCCACAGUCUGCCCGAUGAUCCACUCAACUCGAUUGGAGCCUCGGUGGUGGAUCAGGAGUACGAUAAGUCUCAGAUCACACAGGCACGCUACUAUCGCCGCAACAAGAUGAUGCUGCGUGCUCUAAUGGCCAUCUGUGGCGAGAAGCUGCUCAAGCGGUUCAUGUACCAGCAUCGUAUGUGUCAGAAUCUGGCAAAGAUAGCGGAAUCAGUUAAGGAAGCCAAAGAAUCGAUGCGACAAAAGAGUCUAGUUGCGGGCAUGGAUCAGGUGCAUCAGGAUCUGUUAGAGGAGCCCACUUGUCUGCCCCUGGGCCCAGAGCUGGAGGUGGCUGGCGUCAAUGUGCGCAACUGCAGCUACUUCAACUCCAACACUUUGCCUCUCAAGAUCACCUUCGUGGGACCCGAUGCGGAGCCACUUCCAGCGAUAUUUAAGUGUGGCGACGAUCUGCAGCAGGACAUGCUCACCAUUCAACUGAUACGCAUCAUGAACAAAAUGUGGCUGGCGGAGCGUCUGGAUCUCAAAAUGGUUACCUUUAAUUGUGUGCCCACUGGCUACAAAAGCGGCAUGAUAGAGCUUGUCUCUGAGGCGGAAACAUUAAGAAAAAUUCAAGUGGAAUGUGGGCUGACUGGUUCAUUCAAGGAUCGACCCAUUGCCGAGUGGUUGGGCAAACAGAAUCCCAGUCCAUUGGAAUAUCAAAGUGCUGUUCGAAAUUUCACACUCUCUUGCGCUGGCUACAGCGUUGCCACCUAUGUUUUGGGCAUCUGUGAUCGACACAACGAUAACAUUAUGCUCAAGACUUCUGGACAUUUGUUUCACAUUGAUUUUGGUAAAUUCCUCGGAGAUGCUCAGAUGUUUGGCAACUUCAAGAGAGAUCGCACUCCAUUUGUGCUCACAUCAGAUAUGGCUUAUGUAAUAAAUGGCGGUGAUAAGCCCUCAACCGAUUUUCAUUAUUUUGUUGAUCUUUGCUGUCGUGCCUUUAACAUUGUGCGCAAGAAUGCGGAUCUGCUGCUUCAUACCCUGGCUCACAUGGCCACAGCGGGUAUGCCUGGCGUCAACUCCAAUGCCGUCACCUAUGUGCGUCGUGCUCUCUUGCCCUCGCAGUCGAAUCCUGAAGCGGCAGCCACAUUCGCCAAGAUGAUACAAUCCUCGCUAAAGAGUUGGUUCACUCAGUUUAAUUUCUUUUUGCACAAUUUGGCGCAGAUGCGCUUUAAUAAUGACGAAGGAACUGGCGAAUUGUUGUCCUUUGUGCCUCGCAAAUACACUAUGCAGCAGGACGGUCGCUUGAAGAUCGUUAAAGUGGUUCGAUUCCAGAAGCACUACAGCAUGGAGAAGUAUUACAUGUACAUAUUGCAAGUGACUCGCCACGGACAGCGAGAUCCUACACAUCUGUUUCGUUCCUAUCGCGAAUUCACCGAGUUCCACCAGAAGCUGUGCAUACACUUUCCUCUGGUCAAGCUGCAAAGUCUUCCUGCUGGCGUGCAUGUGGGUCGUUCCAAUAUCAAGUCUGUGGCUGAGAAGCGCUUGCCUUUGAUACAAGGAUUCCUAAAAUCCCUCUUUAAUGCCGCAGAGGAAAUAGCACAUUCAGAUCUGGUCUACACAUUCUUUCAUCCUCUUCUGCGUGAUCAGCAGGAGGCCAAAUUGGAGAUGCCAAAGAUUAAAGAGGUCAAGCGUCAACCAUCGCGAGAUAAUCCCAAUGAAAUUGGCCAGAUUCGAUUAUCGCUGCAAUAUCAACGCGGAGUGCUUACUGUGAUGAUACACCACGCCAAAGGAUUACCUAUGCUGCAGGGUGGCCAGGAGCCGAACACAUAUGUCAAGUGCUACCUGAAACCCGAUCCAAGCAAAGCCACCAAACGCAAGACUAAAGUCGUACGCAAAACCUGUGUGCCUAGCUUCAUGGAGACGUUGGAGUACCGCAUGCCGCUGGAUGUGGUGCAACAGCGCAGGUUGCAGGUGACGGUCUGGUCACACGAUACGUUGCAGGAGAACGAGCUUCUUGGCGGCUUUGAAUUGGAUCUCUCCAAGCAUGAUUUGCGCCAAGAAUUAGUCGAUUGGCAUCGUUUGGUUUCCGUGCCUAGGAAUUGAAUGAAUGUUGCAACCUCCGUUUAACUGACAAUCUGGCUAACACACACACACACACACACACUCACAUACGCAUACUGUGCCUGUCUUUUCAACGCAAUAAUACUUACAUACUCAAAGUGAUUGUACAUUCCAUAUAUCAUAUGCAAUUUAAAUUAUAUAUAAUUUACUUAUACAUAUACUUACUUAUAUUUAGAAUUAAACUGACAUCCGAUAGAACUGUACCUAUCAAUUGUACAUAAUAUAUACAGACUCUUACACACACACACACAUACACAAACACUCAUUUCCAAUUGCGUUUAGCUAUUGCACAAUAUAACUGAAAGAUCAGCUGAAAUUUUUGUAUAAUGUACAUAAAUCAACCAAAUAUAAGUGAUACAUGCUGAUCAAAAGUAUAUAUACAUAUAUCUCUAUAUAUACAAAAGGAAAUCUAAUUAUUCAGGUCAUUCCUUAGGAUGCCGUAGUGUGCACAUUUCGUAUAUACCUUAUUCUAGUUAAAUAUUCAUCCAAAAUCGUUCAUUGUCCUGGGCUUGGUGCGAAUUUAUUACAGUAUUAAAAGUGGGUCGGAUUUUCGUAUACUAUAUAUUAUUGAUUUUAAUUAGUUAGUUAGGAUCGGGCAAUUACCAACUUUUGGAUCUAAAUAUAUAUAUUAUUUUAGAUCAAAACGCACAAGUUCAAUUUACUUAGGAAUUAUAUACGAUUCUUCUUUGUCCUCAGUCAAAGGGAUAAAGAUCUGUGGAGCCAAUCCUAACAUCGCUUACUGCCAAAGCAACUUCUGUCCGGCAAUUUGCUCGAACGAUUCUUAAAUAAAUGCGUUCCAAAGAAUAUUAAAUAUUAUAUAUGUAUGAUUAUCUGAUCAAUAGUGUAUUCACUGGGUCGCACCUAAUGCUGUUAAAAAUAUAACUAUACAGUUUUUAUUUUUAUAUACAAUCUGACUUUUUGUCGUACACAC